Molecule: messenger RNA, 4053 nt
Organism: Lachnellula hyalina
Lineage: Eukaryota; Fungi; Ascomycota; Leotiomycetes; Helotiales; Lachnaceae
Product: putative ATP-dependent helicase
Exons: 7
Coding region: 1-4053 (1350 amino acids)
Cellular component (GO): cytoplasm
Molecular function (GO): ATP-dependent chromatin remodeler activity; ATP binding
Source: RefSeq, a predicted model, not a curated record
AUGGGGGACUCGCAGCAGGCCGUAGCCGCAUCACAGAAACAGGCAAUCAUGGACGAACUGUGCUUUCAGAGAGUUCUUCUUCAGUCUAUCGAUCAUAAUGUACAGGACAAGGAGGAUGCAACACAGCAAGUGAAGCUAGAGAUAGCUGUAUUGGAGAAAAGGUUGAGGGACUUGAAGCGCGCCACUCAGCCUACAGCCUCGAAUUCUUCUCGCGACAUAUCAUCCCUUGUAUCUUCUCAAGCCUCAUCUUCAAACAAGACACCUUCUAAGAAUCCUAUCGCCGAGGGAGCCGUUGACAGUAUGGAUGGUUAUAUGAAUCAGGAGCAAUCACAACGCCAGUCGGGAGUUGAUUCAACAGCUUCUACCCCGAACUCGCACUCUGCGAACUCGAUUCCAGAAAUGACCACACCUUCCUCGAUGAACCUCGUAUCUCGCAAACGAACACACAGCAAACACGUCGAUGGAGGGCUUGCACCUCCUUUUUACGGAGGCAACAAAUCUCGACGUACUUCUCCGAGCCCAUACACAAGUCCAGCAACGCCAGGUGAAAGUUCAGGGUAUGGAUACCCUAUGAUUGGUGAUGGUUUUCCCGACCUCACUAUGGAUGACGAAUUUGCCGCUUUCGAUAAGGAGUUCUUCCAAAGCCAGAAGGUUGCGGAGGAUCAGGCUAAACAACAGAAGCUAGACGAAGACUUUGCUCGUAGUCUACAGAGUGAUGGCUUUGCAGUAAUCAAUCCACCCUCCACCUCGGGACCUUCGGGCUUUGAUCGAAAUGCUGGAUAUCUCCAGGCGUCGAGCUCUUCACCUACGAAUACACUUUCCAGCUCUGCACAAAAUGCGUUUCAUCGAAUGUCGGGAGUACGCCAUGGGUCGAGCUCAUCUACCAUAGCAUCAAACAAUCGCGAAAACGCACAUACAGCUUCAGCCAGGAAGCUUCCACCUGGCUGGAACAAUAGUGCAGUAUCCAGCGGUAAUUAUUUCGGUACGAACUUCGUCUCGCCGUUCAAGACAGAGUCAAGCAAUCCUUUAAGUAUGAAUUCCUUUGCGCCCGUCAAGGCAGAGCAGAAGUACUCGAUCCCUGGUGCCUUCCAAGAUGACUCCUCUGUUGGUAGUGAUUCCGACAUAGAGAUCAUUCCCCCAUCGGCGUUUCGUGACAAUGGACGACACCCUACAACAUCUAGUGGAACAUUGGGAACACAGCGCCAGCUCCCAAACCUUUCACCUGAAGAAAUAGCGGCUGGUAAUGCUGCUCUUAGUCGUCUCGAGCAAUCUGCCCCCAAUACUGCCUUGCAGCGAGCAAUGUAUGGUAAGCAGAAACGUCCAAGCUGGAUGCACACUCAAUCCUACCCUGCACCACUAGGCUCCAUGGGCUCGUCUAGAUCUGGUGGAUAUCCAUCUCAACAUUUGGACAUGGGAGUGGGCAUGGGAAUGCCCGGUGGUUACUCGGGAGAUUUUGUGUAUCCUCACUCUGCUUACACACCUAUAGGAACCGGUAUGCCAAAGCAAGAACCUGGAUUGGGAUACCAUUUGAACGGCUUAAGCACUGGCUACGAUUUCCCACAAUAUAAUCCACGGCUGGGUGUCAUUGGUCGUUCAAACACGCAAAGUUCCGAUGAUCUCUACGGCCUAGAUAGUAUUUCCGGGUAUGACUUUAGCGGGGAGAUGAAAGAGCAGUACGACUACAUUGUCAAUGAUCCUCGCAAGAACCACGAAGAAAUCAAGUCGUUACUACAGAAUAUUUGUGCGGAUGUUGAUCUACCUGCUGAGAGUAGGGAAGGAACACCCGAGGGUCUCAAAUAUCCCUUGUAUGAACACCAAAAGGUCGCCUUAACUUGGCUCAAGUCAAUGGAGCAGGGAACUAACAAAGGCGGUAUUCUCGCUGAUGAUAUGGGAUUGGGAAAGACUCUUAGCGCUUUGGCUUUGAUUUUGACUAGGCCAUCCGCUGAUCGGGCUCGCAAGACCACCCUUAUUGUCGGCCCGGUCGCACUACUUCGUCAAUGGGAGCGCGAGAUUCGACAGAAAAUUAACGGCAGUCAUAGAUUGAGUACUAAACUAGUUCACGGACAAAAUAGGAAGAUCAGUUGGGACGACCUUCGAAAUUUCGAUGUUGUUUUGACGAGUUACGGCACUCUAGGCGCUGAGCACAAACGCCUGGAAGUUUACCUCGAAAAAGAAAAAAAGUCCGGCAACCGCGACGUUGAUCAGACGCCGAUGAAGAAGCUCUUCCCUAUGUUAGGGCCGAAGAGUUUAUUCUACCGUAUCAUUCUCGACGAGGCUCAGUGCAUCAAGAACAAGAGUACACGAUCGGCUCGAGCUGCUUGUACUCUCAAAUCUAUGUUCAGACUCUGCCUUACUGGAACUCCUAUGAUGAAUAAUGUUGGGGAGCUAUACUCUUUGAUACACUUCCUGAGGAUCAAGCCUUACAACGAGUGGCAGAGGUUUAGUAAGGAGUUCGGUAUGUUGACAAAAGGCUCCACAAGAAAGUAUGACGCCGAUCGAGCGAUGCAAAGACUGCAGACUGUUUUAAAGGCGAUCCUUCUUCGUCGUACGAAACAAUCACAGAUUGAUGGCAAGCCAAUCAUAAAUUUGCCCCCCAAAACAAUCGAGACCCAGCACGUUGUGUUUAGCGAUGAUGAGCUAUCGUUCUAUCAAGCCCUGGAGUCCAAGACACAAAUCCAGUUUAACAAGUAUCUGAGACAAAACACAGUUGGCAAGAACUACUCGAAUAUUCUGGUCCUUUUAUUGCGUCUUCGACAAGCCUGUUGCCAUCCGCAUCUAAUCACAGAUUUCGACGAUGCGCCUCCUACUGCAGACCAUCUCACGGCAGAGAUAAUGCAAGAACUAGCUCGAAGUCUUUUGCCGGAUGUUGUUACCAGGCUACUUGGGGCGGAUGGAUUCGAGUGCCCCAUCUGUUACGAUGGAGUACUAAACCCGAGUAUCAUUAUUCCUUGUGGUCACAAUACGUGCCCUGAAUGCCUCGCUUCGAUAUCGACCGCAGCAGCGCAGCAGAAUAUCGCUGACGGGAAUGAAGGCGUAGCCCACGCAAAAUGUCCCGAGUGCCGUGGCGACCUUGACUCGAAUAAGAUUAUUGACUACCGCACGUUCAAAAAGGUCCAUGACCCUAAUGCAGCCGGUGAUGAUGAUAAGGCUGCUGCCCCUGGCGUUAGCGACGAUGAUAGCACCGACUCAGGUUCCGAAACAGAGGAUGAGGAUGAUGCCGAUAGUGAUGGAGAUCUAAGGGAUUUCAUUGUCCCUGAUGACAUUGUUGAUACCGAGGAUGAGGAAGAAGCUGAUGGCGAGUGUGUUAAUGAAGGCGACGAUGAGGUUGAGGUUGAGCCCAAGGCAAAAUCCAGAUCCAAGACCAAGAAAUCCUCGAAGCGUAGCAAGAAGGAGAAAAAGGACAAGAAGGGCAAGGGAAAAGAGAAGGAGAAACCACAUUUGUCGCUCGCGAUGUUGAAGAAGGAAGCCUCGAGAUCCGCCAAGGGCAAACGCCAAUACUUGCGCUAUCUUCGCAAGAACUGGCAACCCUCUGCCAAAGUCGACAAGUGCGUAGAUCUUCUGGAACAAUUUCAAAAAGAAGGCGAAAAGACUAUUGUAUUUAGUCAAUUCGUUUCCCUACUGGAUCUCCUCCAAGUCCCAAUCGACGAGCGGGGCUGGACAAUGGAACGCUACGACGGCGGUAUGAAUAGCGACGCCCGUAACGAUGCCAUUGUCCGCUUUACCGACGACCCGAAAUGCAAGAUCAUGCUUAUCUCCCUCAAAGCCGGGAAUGCUGGCCUUAACCUUGUUGCCGCUUCUCGCGUCAUUAUCCUCGAUCCAUUUUGGAACCCGUAUAUCGAAUACCAGGCCGUUGACCGAGCAUAUCGUAUUGGUCAGCAGAAACCAGUUCAGGUCCAUAGGAUUUUGAUCGAGGGUACCGUUGAGGAUCGAAUUAUUGAGAUGCAGAAGCAAAAGGAGAAGCUGGUCAAUGCUGCGCUAGACGAGGGUGCUAAUAAGAGUCUUGGAAGACUUGAUGUGGCGCAGUUGGCGUAUUUGUUUGGUGUCGGACGGUAA